Talaromyces rugulosus is the source of this 201-nucleotide messenger RNA. RefSeq lists its product as uncharacterized. The coding region runs from base 1 to 201 and encodes 66 amino acids. The record is from RefSeq and is a predicted model, not a curated record. The transcript is spliced from 2 exons. Lineage: Eukaryota; Fungi; Ascomycota; Eurotiomycetes; Eurotiales; Trichocomaceae.
AUGUACUCGUGCGCCAACUACCCCCGAGGCUGCCGUGGCCGCUGCAACACCCAAGGCGGGAAAUGCAGCGAUUGCACCGUCCUCAACCUACGGCGACCCUACAACUCCUUCUCCCCCUUUGCGCCGAACCGCGACUUCCGCCGUCCCGUGCGGUCUGUCUUUGCGCCUCAGGAGGUGCCCGACAAGGCCAACGAGAUCUAA